Brenthis ino (lesser marbled fritillary) is the source of this 1026-nucleotide messenger RNA. The record is from the annotation of a GenBank genome assembly. Lineage: Eukaryota; Metazoa; Arthropoda; Insecta; Lepidoptera; Nymphalidae.
AUGGCGAAAGAAUAUGAAGAGUUUCCUUACGAGAUACAAGAUGUGGAGCCGGAGCUGGCUGAAGAGCUUAUGAAACAUUCUACAGAAAAAACUGGUUUCGUGAGAGUAGGGCCAAAGGGUUACUUUUUUCCAACGAAAUUCAAGGAGUUUGCGCCGAGUUUAUACAACAUGGAAGUGCGAGAGGAUGAUAUUUUCGUAGUUACAUUCCCUAGAUCUGGGACGACCUGGACCCAGGAACUGGUUUGGUUGCUACAAAACAAUUUGGAUUUUGAAAAAGCCAUCAAUACGUCUUUGCCUACGAGAUUCCCGUUUGUAGAACAUACUAUGCUAAUUCAUCCAGAAUUCGAAAAGAGGAUGUACGAAAAAUAUAAAGAUGACAAGGAAAAACUAGAGAUCGCAGUAGCAAUCCAUCAGUCUGGCAUUAAGAAAGUCGCUGACAUGCCGUCACCACGCUUCAUCAAAAGUCAUUUGCCCCUGUCUUUGCUACCACCUUAUCUAUUGGAUAAAACUAAAGUAGUGUACGUAACAAGAGACCCAAGAGAUGUGGUGGUCUCGUUACACCAUUUUUAUCGGUCAAAUACAAUUGUGGGCGCGCCAGAUGAUUUUAAAGAGUUUUGGAAAUAUUUCAUUAAAGGACAAGUUUAUUUCGCCCCAAUUCUUGAACAUGUCAAAGAGGCGUGGAAUAUGAGACACCAUCCAAACAUGCUAUUCAUCUUCUACGAAGAGCUAUUGCAGGAUUUACCAGCGAUGAUACAAAAAAUUGCAAGUUUUUUGGGAAAACAUUAUACGGAGGCUCAAGUAGAGCAGCUCUGUGAUUACGUCAGCUUUGAUAAAUUCAAAAGAAACCAAGCCGUCAACCUUUCAAUGAUUAGUAAGGUUGAAAUUUUUAAUGAUCCAAACAGUUUUAUGCGGAAAGGUGUUGCUGGGGAUUGGAUCAAUUAUUUUGAUCAGCAAAUGAAAGAGGAAACUACCAAAUGGCUUGAAGACAACUUAAAAGACACAGACUUGGUUUAUCCAUCGUAUACU